UGGAUUAAAUUUCCAACUACAGUGGAAGAAAAACAAUUUAAGAAAGAAGCAUUUUACCAAAAAACAGGAUUUAGAGGUGUACUUGGUUGUAUCGAUGGUACACAUGUGCAAAUAAUAGCCCCUAGUAUAGCAGAUGAUGAUCACCCACCUCAUAUCUAUAUAAAUCGAAAGGGGGUCCAUAGUAUUAAUGUUAUGCUGAUUUGUGAUGUUGAUUGCAACAUUUUAGCUUGUAAUGCACAAUAUCCAGGCUCCGUCCAUGAUUCGGCUAUUUGGCGUGUAUCAGACAUAAAAAAUUUUCUCAGAAAUGAAUAUGAAAACGGUGACAUAACGAGUCACUUAUUAGGUGAUAGUGGAUAUGGAUUAGAACCUUGGCUUUUCACACCAUUUAAUAGAGUAGUUGCUGGUACUCCAGAGGCACGAUUUAACGAACUACAUAAGUUAACUAGAAAUGUUAUAGAAAGAACAAAUGGAAUUUUGAAAGGUCGUUUUCGAUGUUUGCUUAGGCACAGAGUUCUCCAUUAUCAUCCUGCAAAGGCAGCUUACAUAGUAUAUGCAGCAGCUGUUCUUCAUAAUAUAGCUACCUGGGCCAAUUUAGAUAUCGAUGAAGAUGAUAUAGUAUUAAACGAUAAUGACGAAAACAUUGGACAUAGAAAUAUAUUAGAGGAAGACAAUAUGCUACACCUUGGAAGAGCUGCAAGAGCAAUGUAUAUUAGGCAGAAUAUUUUAUAAAAAAGGUUAUGUACUUAUAAU
This is a messenger RNA of Anoplophora glabripennis (Asian longhorned beetle), 750 nucleotides long. RefSeq names its product putative nuclease HARBI1. The record is from RefSeq and is a predicted model, not a curated record. Lineage: Eukaryota; Metazoa; Arthropoda; Insecta; Coleoptera; Cerambycidae. The transcript has 2 exons. Bases 193 to 729 code for a protein of 178 amino acids.